AGAAAUAUCCGGCAAAAAUCUGGCAACACAUUUUGAAACCGGAGCAGGAGCCGGAACCGGAUAUCAAAGCCGGAUAUCCAGCUGGAUCCGAUUCAGCCAGAUAUCCAGUCGGUUCCUAGUUGUGUCCUUCAGCUCCACAUAUAACCCAGGAGAUGGUGAGUCUGGAAGAAUGGCUGAGGCAAACAGUAACCAAAACAAAAAGCCAAACCGAAGAACCAAUGGCACAAGAAGUGGGAAACUGGGUCGAAAUCCGUUUGUUUAUAUCAUCCACAUUCGUGGACACCCAGGCAGAACGAGAUGUGUUAGUUAAACGGGUAAUACCGAGUAUUAACCGUAAAAUGGCUGAUAGGUUUAUCCGGAUAGUACCAGUGGAUCUAAGGUGGGGAGUCCUGGCGGAGGAGAGCAAAGAUUGCCACACAAUCCAGAAGACGUGUCUGAACCAGGUUGAUAAGUGCAGGUUAACUCCACAGCAGACCCCAUGGUUCCUGGGUCUGAGGACCUCGCGAUAUGGAUGGGUUCAGAAUGACAUGAUGCCUAGUCAUGGGUUUGAGAAUCCUGACCUCUUCAAAUGGAUUGAUGAGUUUGCUAGUUCCGGUAGAACUGGAGUGAGUAUAACGUCUUUAGAAUGCAUCCAUGCUGUCCAAAAUCCAUCCAAAAUGCUGUCCUCACCUACCGUGUUUUUCUACCAACGGAAUAUUGACGAAGGUCCCCUGGAGGAACAGUAUAUCGAGAAGAAUAUGAGGUGGGUGUUUGAUUUCGAGUACAAAGAGGCUGACGAGGAGAUACCUGAGGAUUCCAAAUACCAGUACAGUAAAACGGAAGAAGCUGGUAAAUUUGCUAAUGAUCUGAAAAAUCUUAACAAGUAUCUUCAAGACAUUCCCCAUGUGAAAUGGAACGAGUUUGAGGUUAGUUACGAACAUGGUGGUGCUAAGUUCACCUGCAAAAGAGAGGGUGCUAAAAGUUUUGGGGUGGGUUACACUUCAUCUUUAGAGGCAUUUGAGGACCAGGUUGAGAAGGAUUUGAUUGAAGCUAUUCAAGAGAACUUCAAGUCUGAUUCCUCUAGCAUCAAUGAUUUCCAGAUGGAGACGGUACAACAUGAAAAUGCGAUACAAUUAAAGGCCUCGACAUUUGUUGGAAGAACAGCAUUAGUGGAAGACUGCACUGUCCACUGUGAAACCUCAGUUGAUGAUAGAAAUGUUAUGAUCCUUCACGGAGAACCAGGUUGCGGUAAAUCGGGUCUGCUUGCUGCUGUUACCCAUGGAGUUACCAAGCCCAGUCGUGAAAGUGGCAACUUUGUUUUUAUCCACGUGGUAGAUUCCUGCCCUGGCUCUAAUGUUCUAGAACAGAUGCUGAGGAGGUUGCAGUGGGCCUUAAGAGACUUUCGGAGGGGCAACGGUGAAAUCAACAUUUCCUCGGAUCCCCCUCAAUCUGCGUCUGAUCUGAGAGCCGAGCACCAUAACUUCUUGACUGCCACCGCUGAGAAAUACUCUAACAAAAGGUUCCUGAUAGUUGUAGAUGCUGUCAAUCAGUUUCACGAAGGAAUGAAGGCGUGGGACAUGUGGUGGUUACCUCGCAAGGAGACAACGUCGAAUGUUAGGUGCAUGAUCUCCACUCUUAACAAGGAAAACGGAACCUUUGAUAAUGCACAAGAAGCGUAUCCCGAUGCUGUGCUGACCCCAGUUCUGCAAAUGUCUGACGAUGAUCUGGAAGGAAUGGUUUCUGCUACUUUGGCUAGAUUCAACAAAAAGUUGACAACCUAUGACGACUCUCUGCUAGGAAACCAAAUGGAGGUCUUGCUAUCAAAGAGCGCUUCUCCACUCUACUUGAUUGCCUGUUGUGAAGCGCUCCGGAAGUUUGGUAUCUUCGAGCGGGUGAGUCAGUAUAUAAAAGAUUUCCCAACCACAAUCACUGAGUUGUUCAGUUUUCUCCUUGAUGACUGGUCGGAAGAAUAUGGAAAGAUGUUCGUUGAGGAUGUAGCAGGAUUGAUUUGUUGUUCCAAGGAUGGUCUACUUGAGAAUGAAAUCAAUGACUUGCUUGCUUUCAAAGAAGAAAGGGACAGGGGGGACGAGGAAUAUCUUUAUGAUUCCUCCUUCAGUCGUAUCUAUGAUUCCUUAGCAAGCUUCCUCGCUGCAGGAGGGGGUGGAUACUUAAGGUUCUUCCACGACCAACUGAAAUACACAAUAAAAGACAAGUUCCUGAACGACGAUUUUGCUCUUGAAACCAACCAAUGGUUGUCUGAUUUCUUCUUCUCCUGUACUGAAUCACAACUCUGCGAGGAACCCGAGGAGGAUCCGGCUGCCUACUACGAACAUGUUUUACAACAGCUUGUGUACCACCAACUGAAAGCAACUCCCAAAUCUGACAAACUGACAGCUCUAGAUUCUACCCUAAGGAAUAUCUACUUUGUAAGAGAAAGGAUUCUUUACAGACAGAGCCAAGAUCUGAUGGACGAGUAUGAACUAGCUAUAAAGCGGUGCUUCAAGAACCAUGUUAACCUGGAGAUCUCCACAGCUCUGACUCAAUGGAAGAAGUUUGUACAAAUGUAUGCAGCUAAGAUUGAGGAGUUCCCCCAAUUUGCUCGGAACAUGGCGGUCACACAAGCCCCUACAUCGUGGGUUACUAAAGACACCAACAAGUUAGAUACCCCUCCCUCUAAAGUUGGUUACCCGCUCAUCUGGGAGAACAUACCCGCUGGUGAGGACUCCAUGGUCUGCAAAUACACCUCCGUGGGAAGGACGUGUGGGAUGGACGUUGCAGCAAGUACUCCCUCAGGUGAUAUAGUUGCCAUAGCAGCCGGGGAUGAAGCCUUGAUUCUCGACCAAAGUUCUGGGGAGAUCCAACAUCGUCUGAAGACAUCCUCCUACUCUAUAGCGCUGAGUCCAGACUUCGAGAGAGUUUACAACGGAGGUAGUGAGGGUAUCUCUGUAUGGGACGUUGGUACAGGAUCCAAGAUAGCUGAAACUGGUGAGGACUUUAAAAUGGAUGAUGUCGUGGUGUGGAUCCAACACAUUGGUUCCUUUAUUGCUACAGGAACUGGACAUGCAAGGAAAGCUAUCCGUUGGGACGUUCAUAACACUUCAGGUGGUAUAGCCCUGUUCCCAGUGGACCACAGUGAUAUUCUAGUACCUUCCGAGAAGUGGGAUGUAGGAGCCCCUUGUUACGACUACUGCUACCUGUCCUGUAGAGAAUGGAUCUUUGCUGCGAAUAAAGGGGAGGUGAGAGGGUUCGACCUGGGAGGGGAGGAGGUGGUAAAGUUAACUGGAGCAGGGAGGUGCUGUUAUGCUGUGGCAUCUCAUCCUACUGAACCUACUAUCUUGUCGGGAUCUAACGAUCUCGUGAUCAGAGAAUGGAAUGUGGACAGUCAAACUUUAGUCAGGACUAUCACCGAUACCACUAGCAGUGGUUGGGCAUUCGGUGGGAACUGGUCCGUGAGCUACGAUCCUACAGGAUGUUAUGUGCUGUCCACAGAGCCAGACAGUAAAAGUCUCAGAUUGUACACCUUUGAGGGAAACUUCGUUGAUGAGAUGAAGGGACACGCUGACUGUAUCAACAAGAUUAAAAUCGUUCCAGGUACCCAACAAGCGUUAACGUCAGACAGAGGAAGAGCUACCCUAAUGUUCAAUAUACCAAAUCCUGAGGAUGGGGUCCCUAAGGCUGGCCAGGAUAUCGACGAGAAGGUAUUCUGGACUGGCUUUUGUAAAGAUGGUGACUUCCUCUUCACGAUCUCUAACGAAGCAAUAAGAAAAUGGAAUGCUAAAAGUUUAGAGUUGUUGAUCUCGAAGGAAUUUGACGGGUUUCACCGUACAAAGGGGUUUUUAACCUGUGACGAGAAGUGGGUGUAUGGUUCAGGAAGGGUGGGCGUUACAAGGUUCUCCUUUGAAGAUCUUAAUGUGGGCGGAUAUCUUGAGGUAUUGCCGGAUCCUGACGGGUCCUUGUCUGACUUUUCUGUGACAAGAGAUGAAUCUAAGCUGCUGGUGACAGAGUGUAAGAAUAUGAAGCUUGAUAGCAGUUAUGCUUUUGUCUACGACAUAUCUGAUUUUGAUGCCGCUGAGGAAAUCAACAAAUACGACAAGUACGGAGGGAGAAUGUUUGCGUGUGACACACACUCAGACAACAUGAGAGGAGUGGUGAGUGGUCACAAUGGAACCCACGUGUUCACUCUGACCACAUGUGAGGUGCUCUUCUCGAUACCACGUGGUUGCUGGUGGGUCUGCUUCAUGGAACUUUCAGACAGGCUCGCUUACUCUGCUGGAGACUCAGUCUACGUGUGCGACGUAGAAUCAGGAGAGGAUGUGUUAAAGCUGGAGGGGCACAAGGAGGACGUCAACGGAGGAGCACUGGUCAGGGGGGAGACUGAGAUAUACACUUCUUCUGCUGACGGCACUAUCAAGUUAUUCGACCUAGAAAAGGAGGAAUGUAUUUAUACAUUCUUCAACCACCGUGCACGGCAGUACACCAAGGUGGGAGCUAGUCCCUGUGGGGAGAAGGUGGCUGUGGGCAACGAAAACGGCAUGUUGUACGUCCUCAAGAGUGGUAACUAUCAGUAGUGACUAGUGGGAAAAGGUGGCUGUGGGUAUUUAUUUACUAAGCUAAUACGUUCUUCAAAAAGUUAGCUGAUAGAAUGUCUAGAAAAUCAGAUCAAAGAUACAGUAAGGCGAUGACUUUUAUGAGGAAAAGAAUAAGAUUUGACUUAUGAAGGGCAACAAUUAUUGCUCUUAGAGGAGAAAGAGGAAUAAAAAGUGGUAGUAUAGUUGAAAUAUCAGAUUUCGAUAUUAAUUUAGAGCCAACAAAUUGAAUUGGCUACUUUUACUACUACAACAAAGGGUUCUUAUGAAAUUUUCUAAGAUUUGUAUUCAAUUUUUGAAUUUGUAUAUAGGGUCAUUGUUAUAUGAUGUCUUUAUGUGUAUAUUGUUUGAAUUUCUGUUCUUUACUAAGGUAAGUUUUUGUAAAAAGAAACUGUCGGUAUGCUAGUAGUAUAAAUACCGUUAUGAUUGCAUGUUUUUACUUCGCUGUCAAUACACAAUAAUAAAGAAAUAGCAUUAUAUGCAUGCCUUGUUUAAAAAAUGAAAAAUAGUUUUUUAGUAUGUUUCUUAUUGCUGAUUUUAAUUUGCUCUAAGCGAGUUAUUGCUUAAUUUUAAAAUAUUUCACCACCGAGUUGGUUUGCUACUAUUAUAAGGUAACACGACUCCUAUCCGACAGCGACAUCUGUCCGAAAUCCCUAAUUCGGCUGUCGGACAGAUGUCGCUGUCGGACAGAUGUCGCCCAAUCUAUUAUAGUAUUACUUACUGCCACUUGUUCAUUCUUUGGAGCCUCCCGCGUUUUAUGAACAUCGUAAGAACUUUUUUUUUCUUUGAAUAAAUUGUUUUCUUUCCUUUUCGGUAGUUAUAAUUAGUUUUGUCCUUUUUUGUUUUUAAAUUUGUCAUGUUUUGUUUAUAAAUUCGUUUUAAUCAGCAAUUUUA
Molecule: messenger RNA, 5459 nt
Organism: Bolinopsis microptera
Lineage: Eukaryota; Metazoa; Ctenophora; Tentaculata; Lobata; Bolinopsidae
Exons: 9
Coding region: 153-4547 (1464 amino acids)
Cellular component (GO): Cul4-RING E3 ubiquitin ligase complex
Molecular function (GO): protein binding; ADP binding
Source: RefSeq, a predicted model, not a curated record